ACCCCUCGAGCCACUCUACCACAUAUCGUGUCGUUGACCGUCACUCGUCCAAGUCGCCGGCAUUCUACGAAGCUCUUAUGAGGACGUUCCGCCCCAUGGCUGCUCGGCCCAUCCGCCCCCUACCAACCCGACUGACGGAACUCAUAUCGACGGAGAUGUACGAGCUCGUCAUCACUCAUUGCAAAGACAAGGCGACACUCCUGGCGUGCAUGCGCGUCUGCAAGGCCUGGGUGCCGCGCGCCCGCUUCAUCUUGUUUUCGAGGGUCAUCUGUCGGCCGAGUGUGGUCAUCCCGAGCGGCACAAGUGCGAGCCCCGUUUCCUCUGUUGUGCGCUACCGAGCACCGGACUGCAAUCGGGAGGAGCUGAUUUACGGUAAUGCGGACGGAGUUCACAAUCACAGCUCCGAGAAGGUGCUUCUGAAGGUCAAAAACGUCUCGCAAAUGGAGAUUUUGGUCGAAUACGAUCUGUUUCUGUGCCUGGCCGAUGGGCUUUUCUGCACAUUGCCCCUGCACAGAAUGCUAUCCGGUCACGCAAAUGAGGAUGAUCUGACGGUCCUUUCGGAACAGGUCCAUGCUUUCGAUGUGCUGCAAGACGAUAUGAGAGCACAAGUCUGCAUUCGGAAGGGGGGCUUUCGGCGCGGCAUCAUCAAGAUUUUCGAGAGUCGGCGAGGCGUUCCCAGUGAGCAGGACGCCGGCCAAACCGCAAAGUCUGGACUGCACGAAAUGAAAGAGAUCUUCAUUCCAAACGAGAUACGCUCCAUCCGGCACGUAUCGAUGGAUUUGCUCGUCGCCGCUCUGCAAGACUCAAGCGAAUUCGAAGUGGUCCACGUGCAAACCGCGGAGACGCACAAUUUGCUCGAUCCAACUGACUGGACUCUCCGGGCCGUAUUCAAAGACAGAUACCUUAAUGCGCUGGAUUGUUUCAUAACGCGAAAUCACCAGAGGUUCUUCGUCUGCUACGACAAAUAUAUGCUGCAUAUCAGCAGAGGGGGGAAACAGCUCGCGGAGCCAUCUCCGCAGAGCUGGCCAGAGGGCCCACUUCCUUCCAGUUACGUCUUCAAGAGAUCCUACCUGCUCGCAUUCUUAUCUACGCACAUUGAUGUGUCGUGGUGGAUGAUAAUUGAUGGGUAUGAUCCGGAGAUUCACGCACUGCACCCCCGCGGUCAUCAGAAGGUUCUCGGACGAUACACCCUGCUCAACGCGUUUGACCGGGACGAAAGCGUAUUUCUAAUGGCGCAUCAGAGUAACGAUGUAGUAGAGCUCAAGUUCUGGUCCCGUGUAUCUAUCUGAUAAAGGAUUUUUGCGUGUCAUUUCAGGAGAUUUCCGCAGGGAUUUCCGGCACUUGACCCUCAGCAAAAGUUCAAGUUGUAAUAUAGUGAAACGACUGUCACGGGACCGGUCGUAUCUGCCCGAAUCUGAUCGUGCGAUUGUUGAUCGGGAUUUGCCCUUCCCUUUUCCGCAACUACGAGGCCGUCAGUACAUUUUCAGUCUUGGAAUAGCUGGUUCAGCAGUGGCAUGAACUUGCCCACGCAUAUAGAGACGAAGAUGGCUUCCAGGGAGAAGUGACCUCGAACGCAUGGAGUCGCCUGCAGGUGUUCCAACGCCCUCGCGUCCUUCUUCCCAACCGUUUCUCGUCCCGGUCACUCAGAGCAUCAUCCUCCUUGCACUCGCCGUCAAGCCAUCGCCCCUCCAGCCUCUGUUCCUCCUCCUCAUCCUUGCGCUGACGCUCUACGCAUCGCGCACCACGACACGCGUGUUCGUCGCCGACUUCACGCUCGCGUGCGUGCUGUGGGGCCGCUUCUUCAGCG
Mycena citricolor is the source of this 1807-nucleotide messenger RNA. The record is from the annotation of a GenBank genome assembly. Lineage: Eukaryota; Fungi; Basidiomycota; Agaricomycetes; Agaricales; Mycenaceae.